Molecule: messenger RNA, 1927 nt
Organism: Drosophila hydei
Lineage: Eukaryota; Metazoa; Arthropoda; Insecta; Diptera; Drosophilidae
Product: probable serine/threonine-protein kinase tsuA
Exons: 5
Coding region: 404-1744 (446 amino acids)
Source: RefSeq, a predicted model, not a curated record
GCUGUUCUUGUUGUGCUGUGCUGUGCUGUGCAGAGGGCCGCAAUUCUUAUCAAUGACAAUGACGUAGAUGGUGUGCAGAGCACAUUGAGCCGCUGCCUUUGGGCUGCAAAGCGAAUUUGGGGCGAUUGAACAUUAAAAACUGUUGCACUACAGCAGCAAGCAGACAGUUCAUUCAGAACAGUCACAGCACGCGGACAAGCAGCCAACACUGAACUCUGAACCCGAACGCCGAAAAGCCAAGGAGCAUCUGAAGAGCCAUUCAGCAGGCAGGCAACCAUAUACAACUACAAAGGGUCAACCAGAGCAGGCCCAUCUAAUUGGGACACCGAACAAAAGUCUUUCGCUUGUUUACCAAGUUUCCUUAGUGCUGUGUGUGUGUGUUAGUUUUUGUUUUUACCACGAAAUGCAAUUGUCUUUGGGAGCAUCCGGUAAUGGCCAGAGCCUGAUGUGGGCGCUGCUCUUGCUGUUCGUCGGAUUGGCGGCAGCGGUGCCAGCAUCUGUUCUAGCCCAGAACACGGAGCUAUCCACCAAUGCGAACAACAAGCUGCAACAACAACAGCAGCAGCAGCAGCAACAGCAACAGCAGCUGCGGGAACUACCGGCAGUGAAACGCGCCGAGGAUGGGGCAAAUAGUGCCACGGUGCCACCGGCCGAUAAGAAGUCAAGUCCGGAAAUUGUGCCCGCAACCUUUAGCAAUGCUCCCGCCCGUAAUGGCCCCAUCGAACAGCAACAGCAACAGCAGCAGCAACAGCUACAGCAACCGCAGGCUGGUCUCUAUGCGCUGCCCAGCAACGAUGAGAUCCUGGCCGCGGUGGCAGCUGCCGCUCAAAGCAGCCAACAGCAGCUGCAAAGCGACCCAACCGCCUUGGAGGAGGCGGUGGCCAGCUCCACGAUGCGCAAGCGUGGCAUUAACUACGAAUACAAUCCGUACAUGAGUGUGGCCAACAACGACUAUGGCAGCGAUGUGCCCGCCGGUGUCUGGGCCGACGAUUAUGAGCCCAAUGCGCCCAUCAGCUACAAUGGCUACAACAGCUACAACAAUGAGCGAGAGCUGCAGGAACUGGAGGACUAUGCGCCGGACCGACAUGCUAAUACGCCCACUGGCCGCAACAAGGCUUACGAUAAUCUGCAGAAUCUGCUCAACGCCGAGGCCUACUUAGAGAGCAUUCCUUUGUCUGUGCCAUUAACCUAUGCCAAUCGCAAUUACAAUUUGGAUGAGCGCAACAAGCGUGGGCUCUACUACGACUUGGCUGCAGCUAAUGCUCCCAGCGAGAAUCUCAAUCUGAACAAGUAUCGUCGUUAUGGUGAUAUGCGCCUAAAACGUGACACCACCAAACUGACACCCGCUGAUAUGCUGGCACUGGUUGCUUUAGUCGAAGCCGGUGAGCGGGCACGCAAGGAGAGCGAUAUGGAUAGCGGCAUCUCGCUGCCAUUGGUGGAUGCUGAGGAAUUGGACUAUGUGCCAGCAGCUGGCAGCUGGCUGGAUGCGCCCAUGCAACCGCAUCAGCAGCAACAGCAGGCGCCCGCUCUCGUUGACUACUAUGGCAUGCCAGUGGAGGCGCAGGUGGUGCCAAAGUAUGAAUAUGUGCCACGCCCACAGAAAUAUCUGGGCAGCAAUGGUCGUCUGGGAUCCUCGAAGCGUUUCAUGGUGGCCAAGAAGAAGCGUUCGAUUAACCAGAACCAGUUCAUGAACGAACCGGUAGGCGAGCGUGGACCCAGCUACUAUGGCGAGAAGUUCUACUAAAAUGGAGAGCAAAGUAGACAAAUAUAGAUAGAGCGGAGAGAAUGAGAGAGAAAAUAAAAGCUUUUAAGCUGAGCUUUCCCGAUUUAUUGGUAAUCACAUUUACAAAAAGAUUAAAACAAAAAACCAAAACAAAAUAAACCCCAAUCAUUUGACCUUUGCCCUAGUUUGCAAAACGAAAGAAAA